CUAUUGAAGUGGUAAAUUUGACAGAGCCUAUAGAGAUUGUUUUUGAGAUACCAUCUACAAGGAAAAGUCUGGUGCCUGCUUACUGGGACUACAAUGCUAAUGAUGGUUAUGGAGACUGGCGCACAGAUGGUUGUGUUAUAGCAGAAAGGAAGAAAACUCUGGUCACAGUCCACUGUGAUCAUCUCACAGCUUUUGCUAUUCUAGAGGAUGAGAGUGAAGUAAGAGCUAACAUGUUUCAGAUGAUGGAGAUAGUAGUGUACAUAGGCAGCUGUAUAUGUCUACUGUGUUUGAUGGCUGUAAUCAUUACAUAUGUCUCGUGCUUCAAGUUUUUGAAUAUACCACGUAAGAUGAAGCACUCAGUCAUCAACAUCUGUGUCAGUGUUCUGCUGCUGAUUAUUGGCUUCACUAUGGGUAUAAAACGUACAGAUCAUGAGAGGGCUUGUCAGAUUGUCGGGAUAGUGUUACAUUAUCUCUCUAUGGUCGCCAUAUUCUGGUUUACAAUUACAGCAAGCAACAUGUUGAAGAAGUUUACAAAGGCGGAGAAGCCACCACCACCACCUGCUGACUUCCCGAUGCCUUUACCACCCAAGCCAAUCAUCAGGUUCUACCUGUUGGCCUGGGGUGUGCCUACUAUUAUCUGUGGUAUAACUGCUGCAGUCAGCUUCGAUUUCUAUGAUGAAUACGAUUAUUGUUUCCUUGAGUGGGAGCCUGGUUUGGGAGCAUUUGUUGGACCAGUAGCGUUCCUUUUACUGCUGAACUUUAUCUUCUUCAUACGCAUUUCCUGUGUCAUACAUAGCUCGACUGGGCCGUUGUUAAGUGUAGAAGAGACACAGGAGCUGCAUAUAACUGAUAUUGAAAUGACGUCAAAUCAGGACCGAGCUGAAACACAAUCCUUGACGUCUGAGAUGAGUGUUAAGUCGACAGUAUCUAGUGUCAUGGACUAUGAGCGGCGCCCAAUCACACAAUUGCGUGCCUUAGCAGCUUGUUUACUGCUUUACAUUUUCACAUGGAUUUUUGGUGCUAUUACUGUUGCCAAGCCAUUUAGUGCUAUUCCUUACCAGGAAAAAAUAUUCAGUUACUUAUACGGUGUAUUUUGUGCAAUUCUUGGAUUAUUCAUCCUCAUAUACUUUUGCUUGACGCGUAAAGAUUCACGAUCAAGCUGGAAAAGAUUUUUCUUUUGUGAGCAGCAGGCAAUUUAUGAUGCAAAUCAAAUGACAUCAGAACCUGUGCCUCAAGCAAAUGGUCAUGUAAAUACUGGUAGUGGAACUGAUAUUUCUAAAAUUAACUCAACAGUUGUUGUGAACCACACAAAUCAUGUAAACCCUGUGAAGAAAAGCGACGAUGAAGCUUCGUCUAUAAAUCUAGUCCCGUCUAAACCACAGUCGCUUAAUGAUGGCUCUUUAAGUAACAGUUUAAAUAAUGAAGCCAGCGCGGCAAGCUUUUAUAACCCAAGACAAAAUGGAGUUGCUAAAAAGUUUUGGGAGAAGAAAAAUAAGCAUAAUUCAAAAUUACUUAGCAAAGAAAUGACCAAAAGUUUGAACAUGAACGGUACAGACAGUGACUUUUCAGGGUCUGAAAGACCUAGAGGAAUUAGUCAUGGCUACAGUAGUGAUGGCAACCAUGGUCCAAAUGGAAUGAAUUUAGAUUUACAAUAUCAAGGGCGUAAUGUAGACUCAGACACACAAAGUGCCCGUUCGCCUGUCCGCCAACAGUCACCACCAAGUUACGCAGCUGUUAUGUCUAACGGCCCAUUUCAUCCAUAUGGUCAAAGAGAACAGACAGCAUCACCUCAAAAUCAAAGACCAGAAAUUCUUACAGGAAGUCCAAACUGCAGUAUUGUUUCAUACACUAGUUCACGUAUUGUACCCCAUCAUACACGUACUCCAAGCUCAUCUUCUCUUGGAAAUCGUAAUCAAACCAGUGCAUUUGUGCCAGUACAGCCACGUAACAACACAUUGCCUCGCAAUGGGUUGCCAAUGUCUCAAUCAGUGCCAUCAAGUCCAGACAGGGAGGUGCCUGAUCAGACCAUUUCUGGUCCUAGUUCAGUCGCACGUAUUGGAGAUUUUGACGGUUCAAGCCAAGUGAGUAGUUCAUACAGCCAUGAACGAUUAAGGUCCCCUCGUCCUGGGGAUCUCCCAUACAUGUCGGGAUAUUCAAGUCCGCCAGACAUGUCUCUUUAUAAACAAUAUGGUUUAAUAGACAGUCAAGUGCAACCAAAUGCUGUACCUCAAGUACAAGCCAAUAAUGUACCACCAAACUCUCAAAUGUACCGGAACAGAACCAAUUCCGGUGGUUAUAGUUCAGACAAUAGCAGCAGACAUAGAAAGAGAAUGGAGAAUAAUUUUAUUCAACAAGUUGAACAACGUAUACCUCAGGGUGCCAAUGUGAAUAACAUGUAUCCAAACCAUAUAAAUUCUAAUCAUGUUAAUUCUAACCAUACAAAUCAUGUGGAGUCAAAUAAUACCGGAAUUGUUAGUCACAAGCCGCCACUUUCACCGAUGUCUGAUAGUGAAAAUAAUACAAGUCAUAGAACUUUUCCUGACUCUGAUAGUCAGAUACACUACAAAAAACAGAAAUACAAUGACUCUGAUCAUAACUCAGAACCGGCAAACAAGUCGCGUAAGUCACAUGACUCCCAGAAACACUCAAAACAUCGCGGGAUGAUUAAACAGCGCUCCCUUGACUGGGAUAGACAUUUUAAAGAAAAAUCGCCGUCAAAUGCGAUACCUUACGCUUAUGUGAAUCAUAAUUACACAGACAGGGUGCUUCAAAAGUUAACAAAUAUGGCGAUCACUGAACAUAUAGACCCUACAAGCAAGGCAUUCUGGGUACCGAGAUCGUCUCGGAGCUAUAACGAACUUGUUAGAAAAGAGAAAGCUCGGUUGUGCGAGGACUCCUCAACGAGUUCGGAUGAUGAUGACGAUGACAGUUUAGACAAUAUCUGGGUUCUCCAGAAAGAAAAGCGAGCGAAAAAGAACAAAAAAGAAACAAGUGUGUGAUUUUUGUGAACUAUACAACAUGUGUCAUAUAUUUAAAUAAGAUUUAUGAUAAAAUCUUUUACCAUUUAGUAAUUUCUUUUAUAUAUUUUGUAGUAUGUUUUAUAUUUUCAUAUGUGAAU
This is a messenger RNA of Ruditapes philippinarum (Manila clam), 3118 nucleotides long. RefSeq names its product adhesion G protein-coupled receptor A3-like. Gene Ontology annotation, biological process: G protein-coupled receptor signaling pathway; cell surface receptor signaling pathway. Gene Ontology annotation, molecular function: protein binding; G protein-coupled receptor activity. The record is from RefSeq and is a predicted model, not a curated record. Gene Ontology annotation, cellular component: plasma membrane. Lineage: Eukaryota; Metazoa; Mollusca; Bivalvia; Venerida; Veneridae.